Messenger RNA from Cladophialophora carrionii CBS 160.54, 2595 nucleotides. RefSeq lists its product as uncharacterized. The record is from RefSeq and is a predicted model, not a curated record. NCBI's taxonomy places the organism in Eukaryota, Fungi, Ascomycota, Eurotiomycetes, Chaetothyriales, Herpotrichiellaceae. The transcript is spliced from 7 exons. The coding region runs from base 1 to 2595 and encodes 864 amino acids.
AUGGCCUACCAUAACGACGACUUCGACUUCGAUGCCCCUCAGUUCCCGACCCGGUCGCCGUCUCAGAUGUCUUUCGCUUCUCACGCCGACUCAAUGGCUCCGCUCGGAUCGGCUGGUGCCUUCAAGUGCGACAUCAUGGUCAAGUUUCUCCGGCAGCGGCAAAUGGAGAAACUCUGGUCCAAUAGCGUGGAUGGGGAAGGUGUAAUCCUGAAGCGAGGCAAGAACGACUUUGUCUGUCAACCCUCGGAGCUUUUAUUCGAGAACAAUGGACUUUUCCACCAAGUCUGUCAGCUCAAUGUUAAAGUUGCCAUGACAGUGAAGACCGAUGUCAUCGAGACAUUCUUGCGAACAUCACAGCUUCCGUACGUUCCGUACGUCGAUGGUCUGCGGAUUCAGGUGCUCCCAGACAUCAGCUUUCUGUCAACCGGCAAAAAGCACCACUUUGCCGCAUUCAUUCAAAAUCCAGGCUAUCUCGUGGUAUGGCACGAUGAUCCGGAACAGGUCAUCAACAGAGCCGAGAAGAUCGAACAACAUCUCGUGUCUCUUCUCUGGAAGGACGAGAACCUCGUCAUCCCGAAGAGUGAAAAUGCCAGUGCUGCUCCGAGCAUCCGGGAGAAGGCAGAUAAUGCCGACGUGGAAGACGCACGUCGCUUUGACGACAGCCCGAGAAGGACUAUUCUUUACCAGGCUGUUUUGAUGGGACUGGCCGGAUUACUUGUCAUCUUGACUAUCGGUGUCGGGUGGCGUAAGGUUGCCAUUGAAGUGAAGACCGACAGCACUUAUGUUCGCCUUGCUCUCGCAGCCGUCAUCCUGCCUCAGAUCUGGCUCGGUUGGUUCUUCUUUCAGACACUGGUCAACGGCAUCUCGCAGCUGUUUGGUCCUGUCAAUCAACUGGACUCCAAUUCUCGAACGUUCUCCGGUAUCAGAAGCAAAAGGCUGGAAACGGAUACGCUUCCGCAUGUGACGGUUCAGUGCCCGGUCUACAAAGAAGGUCUCUGGAGUGUCAUUGAUCCGACAAUGGUCUCCAUCCGCGAAGCCAUCUCUACCUAUGAAAUGCAGGGCGGGACAGUGAACAUUUUUGUCAAUGACGAUGGCAUGCAGCUCAUCAAGGACAAUGAAGCCAAGGAACGCCGCGAGUACUACGAAGAACACAACAUUGGCUGGGUCGCCCGCCCCAAGCACAAUCCCAACCCGAAGCCUGACAGCGGAGAGAGAGCGUUCACUCGUGCGGGAAAGUUCAAGAAAGCCUCGAACAUGAACUAUGCGAUGAACGUCUCCGCGCGAGUUGAGGACAGGCUUGCCGCGAUACCUCGCCACGAUGCUUGGACGCAACAAGAUGAGGAUGAAGUAUACCAACGCAUCCUCCAGCAGAUUAUUGAGGAGGAUGAAGGCAGAACUUGGGCGCAGGGCGAUGUCCGCAUUGGCGACUACAUUCUCAUCAUUGACUCCGAUACCCGAGUGCCUGCCGACUGCUUUCUUGACAUGGUAAGCGAAAUGGAAGCUUCACCCCAGGUUGCCAUCAUCCAAUUCAGCUCAGGGGUGAUGAACGUCACGACGAGCUUCUUCGAGAAAGGUAUCACAUUCUUCACCAACCUGGUGUACACUGCCAUCCAGUUCGCUGUUGCAAACGGCGACAUUGCACCUUUUGUCGGCCACAAUGCUGUCUUGCGGUGGUCUGCUUUGCAGGACAUUGCCUACGAGGAGGACGGUGUUGAGAAGUACUGGGCAGAGACGACUGUGUCGGAAGAUUUUGACAUGGCGUUGAGGCUGCAAUCCAAGGGCUAUGAUCUCCGCUUCAGCACAUACUUUGGCUCCGAAGGCUUCCAGGAAGGUGUGUCUCUGACAGUGUAUGAUGAACUGGCGCGUUGGGAAAAGUAUGCAUACGGUUGUUCUGAACUCAUCUUCAACCCACUGAUCUACUGGCCGACUCGAGGCCCGGUGACUCCGCUGUUCCGCAAGUUCAUAACCUCAAACAUGUCUGUCAUGGCCAAGAUCACCAUCAUGUCUUAUAUCGGCACAUACUACGCCAUUGGUUCAGCUUGGGUGCUUACCGCUCUGAACUAUUUUCUCAUCGGCUGGUUCAACGGCUACCUUGACCACUACUACACGGACUCAUUUAAGAUCUACUUCUCCAUCGUUGUGGUCUUCCAAGCUUUGGGCACUGUGUCGCUGGCUGUUCUGCGAUAUCGCGUUGCUGGUCGCUCUCUCAUCGGCGCUUUCCUCGAGAACCUCACUUGGUUACCGCUUUUGACGAUCUUCCUCGGCGGCAUUUCCAUCCACGUCUCACAAGCCAUUGCCUGCCACAUGCUCUCUAUCAAUAUGACCUGGGGCGCAACGGCAAAAGAGGCUACUCGCACCUCGUUCUUUGAAGAGGUUCCGACCAUCUUGCGCCGGUUCAAGUUCACCUUCCUCUUCUGCUUCCUCAUGGUUUUCGGCAUGAUUGUGCUUGCCGGCGUGGGGCCGCUCGGUCAUUUGGUUCCUCACGAUUGGCAAAUCAAGGACUUUACGGCAAUUUGGCCGAUGGCACUUGUCGUUGCAUUCCACUUCCUUCUGCCAUUGGUGUUGAAUCCAGGGUUGAUGCAGUUUACUUUCUGA